Lottia gigantea (owl limpet) is the source of this 1587-nucleotide messenger RNA. RefSeq lists its product as hypothetical. The transcript is spliced from 4 exons. The annotation marks the transcript as partial. The record is from RefSeq and is a predicted model, not a curated record. NCBI's taxonomy places the organism in Eukaryota, Metazoa, Mollusca, Gastropoda, Lottiidae.
GGAGGGGAAGUAUUUCAUGGAGAAACACCUGAAGAUUUACCAUUAGUCCAACUGUCUACCUUAGAUAAUGAAAUUAUAGCUAGUUAUUCAGGUCCAGACAGUGGUCUGACAUCAACUAGACAAGAUGACAACCAAGAGAAAAAUGGAAAUGUGUCUAAGACUAUUGCUGGAGCUGAUUGUUGGAAUAAAAAAGAACAGCAAGCCUAUGGUAUUUGUAUCUCACUAUAUGAACAACAUCCUGUUAAUCAGAAGAUGUCAGGUAAUCCUAUAGCAGAUGCCUUCUCUAUUUGUGCUAGGAGGAAUAAUACUAUAAUGGUAAUAGCUGAUGGUGUCAAUUGGGGUGAAAAAUCUCGUCUAGCAGCUAGAUGUAGUCUUUAUGGCAGCAUGAAUUAUAUCAAUUCUCAGAUAUUUGAACAUAAUAAUCAACCGACAUCAACACAGGAUGCUUUAACUUUAUUACGAGAAUCUUUUGAUGAAGCCCACAGAUAUAUUUUAGAGAAAAAAGGUGGACUAACAACAAUAUGUGCCUGUAUUGUAUGUCCUGUGUCUAAUUCAGACCAAUAUGCCGUCUGCUGUGUCAAUGUAGGCGAUAGUUAUGGUUAUAUUUUUAGUCAUAAUCAUGGAAUACGUGAAGUAACUAUUGGAUCACAUGAUGUUUCAUCUGAACGUGAUAUUAGAGAUGCAGGAGGAGCAUUAGGUCCAGUAGAUGGUAUUAAUCCAGAACUGCAUAAUCUAACUUGUUCUCUGUCAUUUUGUAAUGAUGGGGAUAUUGUGUUUCUUACUACUGAUGGCAUUUCAGACAAUUUUGAUCCAGUUGUGACUAAAAUUGCUCUUCCCAUUCGAGAACCAGACUCUAAUAUUAACAUUGAUGCAUUGACCCAAGGAAAUGUGCCAGACAAACCAGAAAUGUCACCAAGGGAAAGGCAUGUUUAUUCUAUGAAAGAGAUGGAAAGAGUGGUUCACGAGUAUGAACUUGUUACUGAGGAGCAGUGCUCUGCUCAAGAACUUUGUGGAGCUAUGGUUCAACAUGUGCUUACUCUUACAGACACUAAGCGUAAAGUUCUCGAAAAUCCUUCACUAUAUUGCCGUAAGCGUCUAACAGUUACUGAACGCCAGCAAAGAGAUUCAGAUAUCGUUGCCAAGAUGUCUAAAGCUCCAGGAAAGUUAGACCAUGCUUCAAUUGUAGCAGUUGAAAUUGGUGCAUUUAUAAAGAAGCCUGACAGUGAGUCAGAUGACAUUUUCGAAGAAGUUGACGCUACCUCUCCAGAACCUUCUAGUCCCACUUGCUUAGAUUUACCAGACAACUUCAAUAAUCACAACUCCUUAUCUCACUCCAAAAAAUCUGGUGCUAGAAAAUUCUUCUCCAAGUUUAAAAACUUACCUUCGCCUACUGGUCACUCCACUUUUACUCUGCCUAUCUCACCUGUCAAGUCUAGUAAGAGAAACACUCGUACAGAAUCUGAAUCAGAAACUCCCACUUCUCCAACAAUACAAGAAUCUCCCUUUGAAGACAGUCCUGGUUCUAAAUCUCGUCGUAAAGGUCGUAAGGCUAACAGUUACCAACGAAGUCAUUCUUCAAAUGUCUAA